Messenger RNA from Paramecium pentaurelia, 943 nucleotides. Lineage: Eukaryota; Ciliophora; Oligohymenophorea; Peniculida; Parameciidae. The record is from the annotation of a GenBank genome assembly.
AUGUUUACAUAUAAAGAUAACUUUGAAAUUUAUCAAAAAAUUCAAGAAGUUCGACAAAUUUACUCCAAAUUUAAAUAAAGUGUCAUCAUAUAACUUGAAAAAUUAGAAAAUCAAAUUGAAACAAUAAUCUAUGAGCUUUCUCAAAGAAAUGAGCUCGAUUAAAUUUUCGAAAAUACUAUUGAAAAUGAUAAUUCUACAAUAAAUGAUGAUGAAGUCCAAGAGAUAGUACAAAUUUGGAAUAAAAUAUGCUAUCAGAAAAAUGAUGAUUAUUUCCCAAAAUUUAGUGAUCAAUUAGUGACAAGAAUUUAAAAGACGUUGAAAGUAUGGGAACAAUAAAUUUAAGAGACUUUAUAAAUGGAUCUUGGUAUUAUUCCAAGAUAUUCAAAAUCUUCAUAUAAAUUUGAUGCUAAUUCAAAGUUUCAAAGCAUAUAAAUUAAUGAAGAAAUAAUAAUUGAAUAAACUCAAAGUUAAACUCAUUAUUGUUUUGCUCUAGUUGAUUAAAGAUUGAAUUAAAUCGAAACUAGUUCAAUAUAAUUCAAAUUCCCAAAAUUUGUAGGAGAUAUUGGAGUUGGAAUUUGUGAUUUAUAGAUUUUAAAAACCAAAAAUUUUAGACCUUAGUUGAAUUAAAUAAAUAAUGGAGCUUUUGUAUGCUUUUAAGAUUCAUGUAAUAUUAUUUGUAACAAUAGACACUAUAAAUACAGAAUAAGAAGAAUAUAAUUGGAAAACUAAAGGUUUUAAAUUUGGUGAAAAAGAUGUUAUUGAAGUUAUUUAUGAACCUACUCUAAAAAGAGUCACAUGGAAAAAAGUUUAAGUAAAUAACUAAAUAUAUUUAUAGAAACCUGAUGAAGGAUAUUAAAUAACCUUGCAAAAUGAUAAAAGAGAAUUGUACUUUUGUUGUAUUGUUAAAACUUAAGGAGCUAAAGUAGAAAUAAUCACGGAAUGA